Messenger RNA from Antechinus flavipes (yellow-footed antechinus), 1302 nucleotides. It is a transcript of the gene FFAR2, whose product is annotated as free fatty acid receptor 2. The transcript is spliced from 2 exons. Gene Ontology annotation, biological process: cellular response to fatty acid; G protein-coupled receptor signaling pathway. The coding region runs from base 105 to 1100 and encodes 331 amino acids. NCBI's taxonomy places the organism in Eukaryota, Metazoa, Chordata, Mammalia, Dasyuromorphia, Dasyuridae. Gene Ontology annotation, cellular component: plasma membrane. Gene Ontology annotation, molecular function: G protein-coupled receptor activity. The record is from RefSeq and is a predicted model, not a curated record.
UUGAUGGUAGCAGCUCUCAAAAUUCUGUGUCUUGACCUAGAAGACGGAAGGCUCCCACUUGAGGCUGAUUCCAGAAGCCAUCAUCUGACAACAAGAUAAGCUGAAUGGAAGAUCCAACAGAAAGAUACUUGCUCCUUGCCUUCUAUACCAUGACCUUUCUCAUCGGCCUCCCUGCCAAUCUCGUGGCUCUCAGGGCCUUUGUCCGAAGGGUAAAGCAGCCUCACCCUGCUCCGAUUCACAUCCUCCUGCUCAGUCUCACGUUGGCAGACCUCAUCCUGCUCGUGUUGCUACCUUUCAAGAUCUUUGAGGCUGCCAACAACUUCUACUGGCCCCUGGGUAAGGAGGCCUGUGCCCUGACUGGCUUUGGCUUCUACAGCAGCAUCUACUGCAGCACAUGGCUGCUGGCUGCCAUCAGCAUCGAGCGCUACCUGGGGGUGGCCUUCCCUGUCCAGUACAAGCUCUCCCGGAAGCCCGUAUAUGGACUAGCUGCCGCUUUGGUGGCCUGGAUCCUGUCCUUUGGACAUUGCAGCAUUGUCAUUGUGGUGGAGUAUAUAGGUUCGGAAAAUAAAACGAAUAGUAGCCAGCCAGCCUUGGAAUGCUAUGAUAAUUUCACUCCCAGUCAGCUGAGAUGGGUUCUCCCGUUCCGCCUGGAGCUGGUUCUGGUUCUCUUCCUGCUGCCCAUGGCAGUAACCAUCUUCUGUUACUGGCGCUUUGUGUGUCUCAUGGUUGGCCAGCCACAGGUGGGGGCCCAGCGACAACGUAGAGCUAUGGGCUUAGCAAUUGUGACUCUCCUCAAUUUCCUGGUCUGCUUCGGCCCUUACAAUGUCUCCCAUGUGGUAGGAUAUUUUAAAGGCACACCCCCCAAGUGGCGAAAGUAUGCUGUGAUGUUCAGUGCCCUCAAUGCCGGCCUCGAUCCCCUCCUUUUCUACUUCUCUUCUUCAGCUGUUCGCAGGUCCGUUGCAAAUGGACUGAAGGCACUGCGCAAGCAAGGGACCUCCCUUCUGGGUCACUGUGGUAGAGACACUUCUGAGAUGGACACAGGGGACACUGGUUUGAGCCAAGGGGAUGUGGUAGCAAGUUCUGACUUUACCACAGAGUAGGUAAUUACUCAUUUCUGGUGUUUGGGCCAAGUUUGGACAUGUUAGGGAAGGUAGAGCACAAAAAAAAAAAAAAUCAAUUUUGCCAUGGUCUCAGGAAUCCUUGUAUUACAAUCUAACCAUAGGCUCAAACAUGGGGAGCCACAGACAUGGAGGAGUGUUUCUUUUUGAAGAAAUCUUUCAGCAGCUCUCUCUCUCUCUCUCU